This is a messenger RNA of Annulohypoxylon truncatum, 1744 nucleotides long. RefSeq names its product S-adenosyl-L-methionine-dependent methyltransferase. Gene Ontology annotation, molecular function: O-methyltransferase activity. The record is from RefSeq and is a predicted model, not a curated record. NCBI's taxonomy places the organism in Eukaryota, Fungi, Ascomycota, Sordariomycetes, Xylariales, Hypoxylaceae. Bases 463 to 1290 code for a protein of 275 amino acids. The transcript has 4 exons.
GCCAACGAUUCCUAUUCAAUGUGAGCUUAUUCUCUGAACAAAGGCGAUAUCUCAUACACAAGUUCAGCCCUAUAGCGUCAUCACACACCAAUGACAUAUUCUCAAUGACGCACCUUGCUUACCUAGUUUUAGACACUCGAGCUCUCCAUGGCCAAGAUCGCCGUAGACCUCAAUAUAUUCAACCUGCUUAAGGACAGCGCAACCCCUCUAUCGACCGAAGAACUCGCAAAACAGACCGGCAAAAGCCCAAACACGAAAUUGUUGGCGCGAGUCCUAAGGUACCUAGCUUCCUUGAGCUUCAUCCGUGAAGUCGAUACUGGCGUCUGGACUGCGAGCCACCUUGGGAACAACCUAUCAGGAAAGGGGCAGAGCGCAGGUGUAGUAAAUAUGUAAGCCUCAAUGCAAUGCAACUCCAGACUGAACACCACUUAGACAUCGCUCGGUGUCAUUAGGCAGGUAUCUAUGCAUGACAGCGCUAACCAGUGUGUUAACAGGGUUGAUAACAGUGGCUUAGCAAUGCUAACUCUUCCUGCUUUCCUUCGUCGGCAUAAUUAUAACCCUCCCGAAGACAAGAGUGAUACAGCGUUCGCGCAGGGAAACAGAGUGACUCCAGAUGAGGUGACGUUCUUCCAGUGGUUGAAGAACCGCCCUGAAAAUGCUAAAACUUUCAACAUCUUUAUGACGUCUCAUCGGCCCGGGGCUAAAACACCGUUCGAUAACCCAGAGGUCAUCAAGAAAAUCACGGAUGCCUUUGAAAAGGUGACUGCUAGGAGGGAGGGAGGAAAAGCGAAAGGGGUAUCUUUGGUGGAUAUUGGCGGUGGUAUUGGUCACCAAUGCAAGGCCUUCAAGAAGCAAGUGCCAAACUUGGGUGGCACAAUUGUUUUGGAGGACCUAGAAGAAGUGGUAGCAAAUGCUGAACUUGAGGACGGGAUCGAGAAAGUACCAGUAGAUUUCCUUGCAAGCCAACCCAUCCAAGGUGCUGCAUCCUACUAUUUCAGGAGUGUCCUGCACAACUGGCCCGACCAAUACACCCGAAAAAUCCUCGGCCAUGUGCGAGAUGCCAUGGAUCAAGACUCCCUACUUCUACUCGAUGAGAUGGUCCUGCCGGACAGAGGCGCACAUCGAUAUGAGACACAGCUUGACUUGACGAUGCUUGCCCUACUCAAUGCGGAGGCAAGAACUAGGACACAUUGGAACGAAUUGUUGACCGAGUCAGGCUUUGAAGUGGAGGACAUUAUAUUCUACGAGGAGGAAGCCAGACAAUCCAUCAUCAUCGCAAAGAAGGUGUAAAUAAAAGCACUGCAACUACAAAAUGACCCAUUCGUCGGAGUCAGGUAGGAGGCAGUCAUCUUUUCAACAAACGGGCGGCUUAGUGGGAUGUUUUGAUCUACGAUUUAGUGGCUGAAUUUGAUACUACAAUACGUACCUAUAUCACGACUCAAGGCAGUCAGAAGUGGUAAAACGGGGCUUUGAAAUAUGAUGUGCUGAGUAAUACACUUCGUCCGUCGACUCGGUCUAAAGGCCGAUUUGACACCUCUGAUUGGACCUCAUUUCGUAUUUGAUUUGUAACGUAGAAACGAUAUAUUAUAAACCUAGUCUACAAAGGAACAUUCGAUGACGCGCAACAUUGCAAUUGUUCAAAAUUGAUUGUAAUGGGAUUGCUUAGAAAUGAAUAUAUACGCCUAUAGUUGAAUCGGCAACAAUCGCCGUAAGGGUAUUAUCUUCCUUAAAUACCUAUAGAGGU